This is a messenger RNA of Lotus japonicus, 1623 nucleotides long. Its product is annotated as E3 ubiquitin-protein ligase At1g12760-like. The coding region runs from base 247 to 1371 and encodes 374 amino acids. Lineage: Eukaryota; Viridiplantae; Streptophyta; Magnoliopsida; Fabales; Fabaceae. The record is from RefSeq and is a predicted model, not a curated record. The transcript has 5 exons.
AAAAGGAAGAGACUAAGCAAUCAAAAGUGUAGUCAAGAAGAAAAACAUAAUCACCAGAACGACACCGUACGAAGACAACCAAAAAGGAAGCAAAUCACUCUCCAAUUCUCCAAUCUUAAUUUCCCUUUUCCGACACUUCCAUAUUCCAUAUUCCAAUUCCUUGUUCGAUUUUUUCCGACCUGCAAACGAAUCACCGUCGAUUUCAAACAACUAGAUUCAGAUAUCCUGAACCUGCUCACAAUAAUCAUGGCGACCACGAGGUCCCCGGAGGACGCCGCCGCCGAUCCAACGCCGUUGAUCGGGAGGACGUCCUCCGACGAGUCGAACUCCGGCCGGAGACUCAACCGCCGUCCGAGUCUCCGACAGGCGGCGCGGUUCCUGAGGCAGGCGAGUGGGAGGAGGAUGAUGCGCGAGCCGUCGAUGGUGGUGAGGGAGACUGCGGCGGAGCAGUUGGAAGAACGGCAGAGCGAUUGGGCGUAUUCGAAGCCUGUUGUGGUUCUUGAUAUUCUCUGGAACUUUGUUUUUGUUGUUGCGGCCGCUACGGUGUUGGUUUUGAGCCGGAGUGAGACGCCGAGUACGCCUCUCAGGUUGUGGAUUUUGGGGUACGCUUUGCAGUGUGUGGUCCAUGUUGUCUGCGUUUGUGUUGAGUUUCGGAAGCGGAGGCGGCGGCGGGAACAGCCCGACGGUGAAGCCGUUGGGGGGAGUGGAGAUUUGAGCUCCGGUUCAUUGGAUGGUUCUGGGAAUUAUGCGAAUUUGGGGCAGUUUGAGGACCCUGGUACAAGUAUGGCAAAACAUUUGGAAUCAGCCAACACAAUGUUCUCUUUUAUUUGGUGGGUCAUUGGAUUCUAUUGGGUUUCAGCUGAUGGUCAAACUUUGGCCCAAGAUUCUCCUCAACUUUACUGGUUAUGUAUAGUCUUCCUGGGUUUUGAUGUCUUCUUCGUUGUUUUCUGCAUUGCCCUGGCAUGCAUCAUUGGUAUUGCUGUUUGCUGUUGUCUUCCGUGUAUCAUUGCACUUCUAUAUGCAGUUGCAGACCAGGCAAGGGCAUCGCAGGAAGACAUUGAGCAGUUGUCAAAAUUCAAAUUCCAAAGAAAAAGUAAUGAGAAACUUGCUGGUGACACAGAAGGACCUGUUGGUGGAAUAAUGACUGAAUGCCAUUCUGAUUCGCCAACUGAACAUAUGCUUUCUGCUGAGGAUGCGGAAUGUUGCAUUUGCCUAUCUGCUUAUGACGAUGGGGUUGAAUUACGACAACUUCCUUGCGGUCACCAUUUUCACUGUGCCUGCGUGGACAAAUGGCUGUGUAUGAAUGCUACUUGCCCCCUCUGCAAGUAUAACAUCUUGAAAAGUAGCAGCCUUGGUCAGGAGGAAGUGUAGAAAAUGUAAGAAAAGUUUCCAGCUACCAUGUUGGAGAGUUUUCAUACUCUCUUGGCUCGCAGUAUCAUAGGCACAGCUUGUCAAUAUACCUUAAUACAAGCCUUGGUAGUUGUUGUUGCUGCUGCUGUGUGCUUGUUUAUCUUGUAGUGAUAGUUCUUUCGAUUAUUCUUAGUUAUCUGGCUUCUAAAUAUCUGUUUAUUUUACACCGGCAAUAAAUAUCUUGAGGCUAUGCGAUUGUCAAUAUUUUUAUCA